GGCAGAGCUUGUGGAUUAGGAGACCCAGCCCAGAGGCUUGCAUGUCUGCUGCAUGGUGGACCCAUAGAGAGUGUGCUGCUGCAGUACUGACUCUGACUGUUCUUCUUCUUCUCACGGUUUGCAGAGAGAAUGGAGUGUUAAUGAUCUGAGCAGCCAUAGCAGCUGGUAACUCCCAUCACCACAUCUCACUGCCCAGCCAGCUCUGUGCUGUGUCCAGGGACUCACUGCAGCGUUUGCAACGUUUCGACUAAAAAAAAAUAAUAAAGAAAAGCAAAAAUCUAACUUUCUAGGGUGGACAUAUGUAGCCUGGAUUAGAUGCAAAGCGAAGUGUGUUCUUGUCUAGGGAUUGUCAGCUAUCUGCACAGAUCAGCAGACACAAGGAAGUCGUUUGGUUUGGGUGAAAAGGUCCUAUCAAUAUGGGGAAACAGAAUAGCAAACUACGUCCUGAGGUCAUGCAAGAUUUACUAGAAAGCACAGACUUUACAGAACACGAGAUCCAGGAGUGGUACAAAGGAUUCUUGAGAGACUGUCCAAGUGGUCACUUAACGAUGGAGGAGUUUAAGAAAAUAUAUGGGAACUUUUUCCCUUACGGGGACGCUUCCAAGUUCGCAGAACAUGUAUUCCGCACUUUUGAUGCCAAUGGUGAUGGAACAAUUGAUUUUAGAGAAUUUAUUAUAGCUUUGAGUGUAACCUCCAGGGGAAAAUUGGAGCAGAAGUUGAAAUGGGCAUUCAGCAUGUACGACCUGGAUGGUAAUGGCUACAUCAGUAAAUCAGAAAUGUUGGAAAUCGUACAAGCAAUCUAUAAGAUGGUUUCAUCUGUAAUGAAAAUGCCCGAGGAUGAGUCAACACCAGAAAAAAGAACUGAGAAAAUCUUUCGGCAAAUGGAUACCAACAGAGACGGAAAACUUUCACUGGAGGAAUUUAUCAGAGGGGCUAAGAGUGACCCGUCCAUCGUUCGUCUCCUUCAGUGUGACCCGAGCAGUGCUGGACAAUUUUGAACAUGUUUGGAUGAAAUACAGUUCAGCUUUUUACUUUUUGUUUGUUUUAUUUUAUUUUGCCAAAAUUACAUUUGUCAUGGUGUAGGCUUCGUACAGCCAAACAUCUUUUCCUUCUGUGGUAUAUUUUGUUUCCGAUAAUUAAAUGAUGAAUUUUUGUCAACAUUUUGAUUGUGCAGGACACUGGCUCUGCUACAGCAUCUGCGCUUUCCUGAAAUUUUAUUGUAGUCUAUAAAAAGAACAUGGAAAAUACGAACGUUUUAUAUAUGCCUCAUUCUUCUACUUGGCUGCAAAACAUUAUAGCCGUUUUUGGUUAACCCUUUAAAUGCUGGAAGGCUGGCCAUCAAAAGGCAGCAUAACACUGGCACUUAAACGGUUAAAAUGUAAUUCAUGGGGAAAAGUAUGUUUUUUAUAAUCUAAAGUCAACCUUCUGUAGUAUUGUAUAACUGGUUUUAAAAGAAGGAAUGUACAUGUUUGAAAAUUGAAGUGCAUUUAUAGGACAAAGCAACAACAAAUUAAUGCCAGAUAAGUAAAUGGGGAUUUUAUUUUAUAUAUUUUUUCUUUUCAUGUAUCCUAGAACACAACAGUUUCAAAGACAACCUGUCAGAGUUUAGCAGUAUUUGAUGAUAAAAGUAUUAUUUUGUAUUAUUUUUAUAGCUCUAAUUACUGAGAUGAUCAUGCUCUGGGUGGUUUAAGAGAGUCUGCGUUCAUACUAAAUUCCACUGCCAAUAGCAGAUUUUGUAAUGUAUAGGAACAGUCACUUCUUAGGAACCCCCAAAUGUGCAUAUUUGGAAGAUCGACGCAAAUAGCGAAAUAAUGCAUUUUCAUUAGCAACUAUUAGGGGGAUCUGUCAGGUAGACUGAUGGACUGAUUCGAUCUCCGUGAGCUUCAGUGAGGAGAUCCUAAAGAUACUGAGGUCUGAGAAGAUAGUUUGAAACUAACCGGUGUUUGAUAUGUUUUAAAUGUUAUCCAAAUCUUGGCAAACAUGGCUGUACACCAGAACACCAAGAAUGACCAACACUGACUCUUCUCUGUUGUAGGAGCACUUUGUCAUUGAUAACUAUCAAUUUGUCUAUUGAUUAACAAAUAACCCCUUAUUUUGUAUUAUAAUACACUACUUGAAGAGGUGGUAGAAAGGUUAUAUACCUCAUACAGUGAAACGCAGCAUCAUUAUUGAUGGCCAUUUAGAAAAACGUUCUUCCAACAUAUAACAUUGUGAAAGGAACAUGCCCGUUUUUACCUUUGCUUGGUGCCAGUUACCCUAGUGUUCUGAUCCCUUAGCAGCUAGAAUUCCAACUGCAAUAGCUGCACAGAAUAAUUCCUACUGUGUACAACGCUGUACAUUUUAAAUAGGGUGAAAAGAUAUAAUCUAAUACUAUUUCAUGGAUCUGUCCAUGUCCUUUAAAACAAGGCUCCAUGCAGUAAAAAUUAAGUUUUUACUUAAAUGCACACUGUAGUCACUAUAACCAUUUCAUCUCAUUGAAUUAGUUAUAGUGCCUGAAGUCCCACUGCAUUAUCCCUCCAUUCAGUGUUAAACCAUUUUUUGAUCAUUCUAAACACUGAAUGAGGGUCCCUGGCUUCCUCGUAGUCCUGCCCCCACUGGAGGUGUGGCUAACGCAGAGAUUACACACUUCCACGUAGCCAUACCAAUUCAUAAAUGCAAUGGCAUUGUGAUAGGCAGAAUGAAGUCAGCUGACACUCUCAGCAAAUCAUAGUUGCCUGAUUAAAUUAAUUGUAUUUGUUGUUUAAAUAGUUAAUUAUAGAAGAAACAAACGUACAGCUCCUAAAAUGUGCUUCAUUGUUGCUAUACAUAUUAUAUUUUCUAAUAAUUCUGUAAUUCCUUCUAUACUGUGCAUUCUUGGUACACAACAAAAAUCAAAGGAGAACAAUUUAAUUUGUACAUUUCCGUCACCCCAUUAAGAAUUAAAAUCUGUAUUGGAAUCUAUAUUAAGAUGUAGAUUCAGAUUCCAAUCAAUUUACUAUUUACUCAAUUAUGACUUGUGAAUCCACAUUGAAUGCAUCAUGAAAUAAAGACCUAACAUCUCUCGAGUCCCACCAUACAAAAUAACACGCAUAAUCAAGCCAUAGCCAAUCAGAGAGUCCCCCAGGGCGAUUAAUGUUCUAGAGUUAAGAUUAAUUGGUUACAGUUGGUCUGUGCAUGAAUCAUGUAUGGGAUGGGGAGUAGGGACUCUGCGUGACAUUAGGGACCACCACUGAGAUCUGGUGACAUGCAACUAAUGCUGAGGUCCAUCAUGGGACAUGUGCUAACAGUAGGUGGAUGCAACAAGUGUUAGACUGUUUUAAAUAGCAAGAGGACAAUGGGUAGCAGUAUUAGAAAAGUACUUUCCCAGAUUUAAUUUGGUUUUAAAAUUGUCUUUCCCAUUUCAAUUUGAGAUUGUUAUCCUGUUAUCCCAAAAUUUUAUAUUCACUGGACCCUGCUUCAGUGGAUAAAGACUGUUCAUCUGAAAUGACAUGCCAUGAAAUUCCACUUCCAAUGCUGGAAUUGUUUUUUAGAUCUUGUUGUUGGUGUUAUUGGUAUAUUAAGUGGUUUGCUGCAGAUGACUAAAAUUGCAUAUUUGUAUUAUUUAAUUGUGUUACUUCAAAAUUAGUUUAUGAUAGGAGAGCUCUCUGGAGCAAUCUUGAUGGAUCUUUACCAGAAUGUCUCUACUGAAGUAAUUUUUUUUUUUCACUGUACAAGGAAAUUUUGUGGUUGCUCUCAAAAUUAUACUUGGCAUCGUCAGUGAUUGGAUGUCUCUUAUCCUAGAGUCAUUUGUGCUAAAUGUCAUACCGCACGAUAUAAAUCACAAAGCAAGUUAAUCCUACCGCUUGCAAUCUAUGACUGAUGGUAUUUUUAAUUCAGGGGGAAAUUAAACCGGAAUCUUCUUAGAGGAUGUUUCUUCUUAAAAAACAAUUUCUCUCCCAAAACUCUCUUUUCACCUCCAGGGAGUCAUUUGCUAUUUUAGUUUAGAUUAUUCUGAAAUAUUCCAACAAAAGCCCAUAAAUUUCUAAGGCUAAAAUUCUGUGACAGUCCCUGGGAGCUCGAACGGCAAUUUGUCGACUGUAGCCAGAUAUAUUUGUCACAAACACUUCUAAAGUACACUGGCACAUAUGCUCUGCCGUACUGCAGCUGUUUUUAUGGAGAGUAAAAUAGUUAUAGCUUCAGUUUAAGUUUUUUGUUUGUUUGUUUGUUUGUUUUAAACGUGGCAAAAAAUCUUUCCAAGUUAAUUGUCAAAUUCUGCACAAGUCACCAUUGUGUGAACAAAUAUUUUAUAUUGAUUGUUAAUGUCAAAUACUAUUG
This is a messenger RNA of Pelobates fuscus (common spadefoot toad), 4293 nucleotides long. It is a transcript of the gene NCALD, whose product is annotated as neurocalcin delta. Bases 417 to 998 code for a protein of 193 amino acids. Gene Ontology annotation, biological process: calcium-mediated signaling. Lineage: Eukaryota; Metazoa; Chordata; Amphibia; Anura; Pelobatidae. The record is from RefSeq and is a predicted model, not a curated record. The transcript is spliced from 4 exons. Gene Ontology annotation, molecular function: tubulin binding; calcium ion binding; actin binding.